Messenger RNA from Saccharomycodes ludwigii, 258 nucleotides. RefSeq names its product mitochondrial 54S ribosomal protein uL30m (gene MRPL33). Gene Ontology annotation, biological process: translation. NCBI's taxonomy places the organism in Eukaryota, Fungi, Ascomycota, Saccharomycetes, Saccharomycodales, Saccharomycodaceae. Gene Ontology annotation, cellular component: large ribosomal subunit; mitochondrion. Bases 1 to 258 code for a protein of 85 amino acids. Gene Ontology annotation, molecular function: structural constituent of ribosome. The transcript has a single exon. The record is from RefSeq and is a predicted model, not a curated record.
AUGGUUUUUUAUAGGAUAACAUUAAUUAGAUCUACGAUUGGUUUACCACAGUCAACCAAGAAAAUAGUCUCUGCGUUAGGUCUUGGUAAGAGAGGAUCUGUUGUCUAUAAGAGGGUUACACCAGUAAUUGCAGGUGCCGUCACAAGUAUUAAAGAAUUGGUGGAUGUAGAAGUAUCCAAGGGUUAUUUAUCAGCGGAACAAAUACAUCAACAAAGAAAAUCUAAUCCAGGUUAUAAAGUUACAGGAAGAGCCUUCUAA